Messenger RNA from Arachis stenosperma, 1046 nucleotides. Its product is annotated as CBS domain-containing protein CBSX1, chloroplastic. The record is from RefSeq and is a predicted model, not a curated record. The coding region runs from base 144 to 836 and encodes 230 amino acids. The transcript has 8 exons. NCBI's taxonomy places the organism in Eukaryota, Viridiplantae, Streptophyta, Magnoliopsida, Fabales, Fabaceae.
AACAAUAUCUUUCUGCAAUUGCAUCUUAUUAUACACACUCAGCUCUCAUAUCUGAACCCAAAACCCCCCUCUCUUCUCUUUUGUGGGUUCAGACUUCAGAGUGAGUUGCAAAUUUUCAAGCAAUUCAACCAAUCUCAGAAUUUAUGGACUCGGUGGCUUUUGGACUCGCUUCUCCUCCUUUUCCCUCACCCACGCGCCGCCUCCCUUCCAAUCCUCACGCGCCACCUUCUUUCCCUUGUUUCCGCCGAUUGCCGCUUCUUCUCCCACGGCUUCGCCACUUUCCCCCUCCCUCUGCUGCCAACAGCACCCUCACCGCCAAUUCGCGAAGAGGUGGUUAUUACACAGUUGGUGACUUCAUGACAAAGAAAGAGGAUUUGCAUGUGGUAAAGACCACAACAACUGUGGAUGAAGCUCUGGAAAUUCUUGUUGAGAAUAGGAUAACUGGCUUUCCUGUCAUUGAUGAUAAUUGGAACUUAGUUGGUGUUGUUUCAGACUAUGACUUGUUAGCACUGGACUCAAUAUCAGGUGGUGCAGGUCAUGGGCGAAAAGAUAACAGCAUGUUUCCUGAAGUUGACAGCUCUUGGAAAACAUUCAAUGAGGUUCAGAAACUGCUGAGUAAGACCAACGGCAAGGUCAUCGGCGAAUUAAUGACCCCUGCACCCAUGGUGGUUAGGGAAACAACUAAUCUCGAGGAUGCUGCUAGAUUGUUGCUGGAAACAAAAUUUCGACGGCUUCCGGUUGUAGAUGCCGAGGGUAGGCUGGUGGGAAUUAUCACGAGAGGAAAUGUUGUUAGAGCCGCACUUCACUUCAAAAAAGCUAACCAAAACAAAGCAUGAUAGCAAGAAUACUGGAAAAAUACAUUUAUUGCUAGAUUUCGUGCAGUAAUCCGAUUCAAGUAUUCACAUAAGAUUGGCUUCGUUUAUUAGAAUUAUUGAAAUUUUGGCUUAGGCAUGAAUGUAUAUCUUUUAUGAUUGUUUCGCUGCUAGACUUACAUUUGUCAUUGUCAAUAUAUUUAAAGUGAAAUCAUUAUUUAUUAUUAUUGAUCA